GCCAACACUACGGCCAACCCUAAGAUCAAACUGCAUACCAAAACUAAUGCCAAAACUAUUAACAGAAACAACAUAUUUGAGGACUCGUAUCGAUCCAUUUCCAGCAUAAGUCGCGUCGAUUUACUCAAAACCAAAUUAUGGCUUGAGUUUGAUCAGGAAGAGGUGCUGGACUAUGGUGGCGCCUCCAGGGAAUGGUUUUAUUUGCUCUCCAAAGAGAUGUUUAAUCCAUAUUAUGGUUUGUUUGAGUACUCGGCUGCGGAUAACUAUACGCUUCAAAUAAACCCAUUCUCUGGGAUGUGUAAUGAGGAGCACUUGUCUUACUUUAAGUUCAUCGGACGUGUGGCUGGAAUGGCUAUAUUUCACGGCAAACUUUUGGAAGCCUUCUUCAUCCGACCCUUCUAUAAGAUGAUGUUAGGAAAGCCCAUCCAAUUGAAGGACAUGGAGAGCGUGGACACCGAGUAUUUCAAUUCUCUCAAAUGGAUCCUAGAGAACGAUCCUUUGGAGCUCGACCUC
This is a messenger RNA of Oppiella nova, 513 nucleotides long. Lineage: Eukaryota; Metazoa; Arthropoda; Arachnida; Sarcoptiformes; Oppiidae. The record is from the annotation of a GenBank genome assembly.